Molecule: messenger RNA, 315 nt
Organism: Trichophyton verrucosum HKI 0517
Lineage: Eukaryota; Fungi; Ascomycota; Eurotiomycetes; Onygenales; Arthrodermataceae
Exons: 1
Coding region: 1-315 (104 amino acids)
Molecular function (GO): RNA nuclease activity; RNA binding
Source: RefSeq, a predicted model, not a curated record
AUGAAGCUCCUCAGCAUCCUUACCUUCGCGGUCGCCGUCAGUGCCAUCAAAUGCGGCAAAACCACGUACACCGAGGAACAAGUCAAGCUUGCCGAUGAAGCAGCCUGCAAGCACGUCCAGGAGCACACUAAAGCUGGCAAAUACCCCCAUGUGUAUAAGAACCACGAGAAGUUCAAAUUCAAGGGCCUCGGGGGCCCCUUUUACGAGUUUCCUUUGAAGAAGACCCCAUACAAGGGAGAUAAGUUACCCCUAUCUUAUGUCGCUUCUCGAGAGAAAAAAAAAAGAAAAAGAAAACAAAAAAACCGUGCACAGUGA